Molecule: messenger RNA, 1539 nt
Organism: Marchantia polymorpha subsp. ruderalis
Lineage: Eukaryota; Viridiplantae; Streptophyta; Marchantiopsida; Marchantiales; Marchantiaceae
Source: the annotation of a GenBank genome assembly
GUUAUUACAGCCAGGUGUUUUCAAUUUCAGAGCCCUGGAUACCAUGCUCCUGUCAGUAAAAGGCUAUGUUGUCUGGAGGCAGGAAGCGAUCGUGGGUCAUAAGAGCACUGGCCUAGUUUGAUCCACGAUUCCUCUAAAAAAUGCGGAUUCGUUGUAGACCUGGAGCACUUGGAUGCCUCGAGAGUUCUGUAAUUGAGCUUGCAUCUGCCACUCGUGGGCUGAGAUUCGUGUUUGACCUACUGCUUGUAACCACUUCUUCUCAUACACGAAUGCACACAUGAUGCACUACUUGUAACUACUGCAGGUUCUCCUCUUAUUCACUGCUCAUCUCUAGCAGACAUGCUGGAUUUAGAGUUCAGUACCUUGUGGAUUGGUGACCUCAUAACUGAGUAAAGCUGUUCGGGAGAUAUCCGUGCCAAUAGUGUAAUAUUCGGCAUCAAGACUAACUUGUAUCACUUAAAAGACGAAAGUAUGAAAUGAUGUGUUGUCACACGCAGUUGAUAACCGCAGAGGCAAAUUCUUGGACCUCAUCGAUUAUAUGACGAUCCUAUCCACAGAGCAUUAUGCAUCUCAAGCGGAGCUAAGAAUGAAUCACAUCACAAAGGAGAGAGGUUGAUGCCUGGAAGUGUCCAAUGGACACUUCCAGGCAUCAGAAAAUUCUGGCAAGAAGUGAUCGUUGUGAAAAGGACAAAAGAGCAACUCCAAGGUCCAAUCUGUGUCGGCGGGCGGUCUAGCUACCUCGUGUUCCAGCUCUGCAGCUACCUACCGUUACUUACUCGUUCCUUGAACCACCAACUUCAGAAGGGUGAAGAUACAUUGAAUGCUUGUUUUGCGCCUGAUCCAAGCCUGAAAAAUCGGUCGUAUAUCCGUAUCUCGUAUAGAGUACCUUUUGGCUGAUUAUCGUCUCAGAAUAGGCUGUGGAUCACAUUGUCGCUUAUUGCGUGCGAGCUAGUAUGAUUUCUGCCAAGUGCUGGAGAAGGUAGGUGCAGCAUCUGUGAGUAGCAUCCGCUCACAGAGAUGAGAUAUUUUAAUUUGUCAAGUUCGAGAUUGUCAGACUCUGCACAACUUUCCACUAACUGCAAUCGUAAGGUAAAAUUGUGCACAGAGUACAGAGCUCUGCACUUACGAUAAGAGGUAUAUGAAAGCGGUAAAAGGGGAAAGGGUCACUCCGAACCACACUGCAUUCAUUACUGCUCGCCAUACACAUUGGAGUUCCAGAAAGGGUUUCGAGCGCGUUUGAUUUUUUCAAGCGAAAAGGUUCUGCGGUCAAGCUCAGGAGUGUGUAGUGCACACGCUGGAGUAGAAUAUGAACAAUAGUCUGCUUUCAUAGCAAGACUCUUGUGAUUGAUAAUUUGGUCUCAUUGUUUGUCACUGAAGUUAUACCAGUAGUCACGGUGUGCUCACCAGCGGAAUUUAGCGGAAGUAGGACGGUAGUGCAUUCUCGGUUCCUUUCUUGCCCAUGAUUCUACUCUCUGAAUUCUUGUCUUACGACGUGUGAGUGCUUACAUAUCGAAUAACCCGAAUAAUGCUGAAUAAAGA